GUCAGGUGACCGCGCCACGGCCUCGCGCAGGGAACUGGCGGCGGGGCAAGAUGGCGGCUCACUUGUCCUAUGGGCGAGUGAACCUGAAUGUGCUGCGUGAGGCGGUGCGUCGCGAGCUGCGCGAAUUCUUGGACAAGUGCGCGGGAAGCAAGGCAAUAGUUUGGGAUGAGUACCUAACAGGACCAUUUGGCCUGAUUGCACAGUAUUCACUACUGAAGGAACAUGAAGUGGAAAAAAUGUUCACACUUAAAGGAAGUCGUUUGCCAGCAGCUGAUGUCAAGAAUAUUAUUUUUUUUGUCAGACCCAGGCUCGAACUGAUGGAUAUAAUUGCUGAAAAUGUGCUCAGUGAAGACAGACGUGGCCCAGUAAGAGAUUUCCACAUUCUGUUUGUGCCACGCCGUAGCUUGCUGUGUGAACAACGGCUGAAGGACUUGGGUGUUUUGGGAUCCUUCAUCCACAGGGAAGAGUACAGUUUAGAUCUCAUCCCAUUUGAUGGGGAUCUCCUGUCCAUGGAGUCUGAGGGUGCAUUCAAAGAGUGCUACCUGGAGGGCGACCAGACAAGCCUGUACCAUGCGGCCAAGGGGCUGAUGACCCUGCAAGCUCUGUAUGGAACAAUCCCCCAGAUCUUCGGGAAAGGGGAGUGCGCCCGGCAAGUGGCCAACAUGAUGAUCAGGAUGAAGAGAGAAUUUACAGGAAGCCAGAAUUCAAUCUUUCCUGUUUUUGAUAACCUCUUGUUGCUUGAUCGAAAUGUGGAUUUAUUGACACCUCUGGCUACUCAGCUCACAUAUGAAGGACUCAUUGAUGAAAUUUAUGGCAUUCAGAACAGUUACGUGAAGUUACCCCCGGAGAAAUUCGUGCCGAAGAAGCAGGGUGAUGGGGGGAAGGAGCUGCCCACGGAGGCGAAGAAGCUGCAGCUCAAUUCCGCAGAGGAGCUCUACGCCGAGAUCCGAGACAAGAACUUCAAUGCAGUGGGCUCCGUGCUCAGCAAGAAGGCGAAGAUCAUCUCUGCAGCCUUUGAGGAGAGGCACAACGCCAAGACGGUGGGGGAGAUCAAGCAGUUCGUGUCCCAGCUGCCCCACAUGCAGGCAGCCCGGGGCUCACUCGCAAACCACACCUCAAUUGCAGAGUUGAUCAAAGAUGUGACCACUUCUGAAGACUUCUUUGAUAAAUUAACAGUGGAACAGGAGUUUAUGUCUGGAAUAGACACUGAUAAGGUCAACAAUUACAUCGAGGACUGUAUAGCCCAGAAGCACCCACUGAUCAAAGUGUUAAGGCUAGUUUGCCUCCAGUCCGUGUGCAAUAGUGGACUCAAACAGAAAGUUUUGGAUUAUUACAAAAGAGAGAUUCUCCAGACCUACGGCUACGAGCACAUCCUGACCUUGCACAACCUUGAGAAGGCUGGCCUGCUGAAGCCACAGACCGGGGGCAGGAACAGUUGUCCAACGAUUCGGAAAACGCUCCGCCUCUGGGUGGAUGAUGUUAACGAGCAGAACCCCACGGACAUAUCCUACGUGUACAGUGGUUAUGCACCGCUCAGUGUGCGACUGGCCCAGCUGCUGUCCCGGCCCGGCUGGCGGAGCAUUGAGGAAGUCCUCCGCAUACUCCCGGGGCCCCACUUUGAGGAACGUCAGCCACUGCCCACAGGGCUGCAGAAGAAACGGCAACCAGGAGAAAACCGAGUCACUCUGAUAUUUUUCCUCGGGGGUGUAACCUUUGCUGAAAUUGCUGCCCUGCGGUUUCUGUCCCAGCUGGACGAUGGUGGUACCGAGUAUGUCAUCGCCACCACUAAACUAAUGAACGGAACCAGCUGGAUAGAAGGUCUGAUGGAAAAACCUUUCUAGGGUGAGCAAAGACUCGACAGGUGCACUGCAGAACAGACUGCUUUGAAGAAGUUGCUAAAAGGAAGGAAGAAGAAACAAUAUUGAAGUCAAAACAUCACUUUGGGGUCUGUUUCUUACACUGCUGUUUUCUCCUUCCUGCUUCUCUUUCGUGUUCUUAAUUACUUGAGGAAGAAGAGAAGGACCAACCUGGGUAGAAGAGACAUUGGUUUUGAGUUUUCUAAGCUCAGGAUCUUCAUUAGAGUCCUCUGAGAAUACAGCAAGGACCUUGGGGAUGGAAAAUCCUUAGAACCUCACAAAUGGAGACAAGUCUUACAAUAGGAAAGCAGAGACUGAGGAGGUAAAGACAAAAAAUAAAAGUGGAAAGUCCAACCCCUA
Messenger RNA from Fukomys damarensis (Damara mole-rat), 2216 nucleotides. RefSeq names its product VPS33A core subunit of CORVET and HOPS complexes (gene Vps33a). Gene Ontology annotation, cellular component: CORVET complex; lysosome. The record is from RefSeq and is a predicted model, not a curated record. The transcript has 13 exons. NCBI's taxonomy places the organism in Eukaryota, Metazoa, Chordata, Mammalia, Rodentia, Bathyergidae. Bases 51 to 1841 code for a protein of 596 amino acids. Gene Ontology annotation, biological process: vesicle-mediated transport; intracellular protein transport.